This is a messenger RNA of Passer domesticus (house sparrow), 6513 nucleotides long. RefSeq names its product calpain small subunit 2 (gene CAPNS2). The record is from RefSeq and is a predicted model, not a curated record. The coding region runs from base 1513 to 2268 and encodes 251 amino acids. Gene Ontology annotation, cellular component: calpain complex. The transcript has a single exon. Gene Ontology annotation, molecular function: calcium ion binding. Lineage: Eukaryota; Metazoa; Chordata; Aves; Passeriformes; Passeridae.
GUUAACUGACUUUUUGACAAUAUUUUGUUAGAAAUCACGUACCAAAAGGAUAUUUAUUAUAAUUCAUUAUGUCCAGCUUAAUAAAUGCUUCUUGGUUAACAGUUUCUGUAAGCAAGGUAGGUGACUCUUACAGUUUUUUUCAUAAGUUUCAGUGGAGAAAAUAUUCAUUAGUUUCUGCCUUGUGAGAAAUGGCAGCCAUCCCUUGGACCAAGUUGCUGCACCAGUAUCAGACAAUAAUCUUCAUGCUGGUAGUAGCUGAAUAUUUUCUUGGGCCAACUGCAGAUUUUGAUCUUAUGUACAUUUUGAUAGCUUAGUUAGCUGUUGUAAUUAAUUAGAUAAUUUAAGGCAGAGUGAAGCUAACUGGAGUGUUAACUGGAGCACUGGAGUGUUCCUGCUGUGCUUGUGAAGGGUGCUGUUAGAUUUUACAGGGACUCCUCUUGCUUCUCUCCACCAGGAAAGGAGGUUGUGUGUUAGCAUGAUCACUUAGGCUUUACCCCUACUCAGUGCUAAUCUCUCCAAUUUCCUACUUCUCUCUGAGAAUGACAAAAAUGGCUGCAUUUCUCUCUAUACCGAAAGCAUCAAUGACUAGAGCAGAGAUAGAAUUAAUCUUACUUCUAGGCCUCCACAUGUGCUCCAGUGCACACCGCCUGUUGUCCUGCAAGUGCCUGUGGACUGGAGGUUUUUCUCUUACCAUAAGAGCUUUCCCAGCUCACCAUCACUCUUCCUGAUCAGUUAGCCUUAGCAGUACACCUGUCCUUGGGAGGCCAUGGUAUAUGCUCAUUAAAACUGUUUCAGGAUUUUUCCACAUAAAAGUUUUUACAAGCUCUAAAAGAGUCAGACGUAUUUCCUGAACUGCUGAAUGCCUUGAAGCUCUAGCAGUCCUAGGUACAUCAGGCCUUUGUCAUUCUUGCCUCCUCAUCUUGGACCAUUGGCUCCUGAGGCAUGUCUGAGUCCUGAAGCACAGUACCUGCAUCAGAAAUGUGCAGUGACAACCAGAGUAAUUAAGGGCAAUCAUACUCCUUUCACUUUCUUUAUAUGGUGCAACAUCAGUGACCAGAACUAACAAAGUAAUGCUCAAUUCUCUAAAAUUCUGAGGGAAUAAAAGAUUAUGACAACAAAGAAGUGCAAGGCUGCAUUCACCUUUAAGAAGAUGAGCACAACUGAGGAACAAUCAUGCUCAUCUAACAGGGCUGGUUUCAAAUUGCUUCAGAUAUGAGCACAAGCAUUCUGAGACUUCUGCUUUGUGGGUUUCAACCUCAUUAUUUUUUUCUCUAAAAUGAUUUCUCAAAUCACAUAAACAUAACAAUGCAAAGAAGAAAAGAAAUAGGGGCGUAUCAACACCUGACAGAAACUAGUGAGACGUAACUGGGAGCCAGAAACAUGCACAGACCUGGUGAAGUCUAAGCAUGCAGAUAAGCUGUGUUUUGCCCACACCCACGUCAGACAGAAAACAGCUUCAGAGAGCUACAGAACACUGGAUCUCCGCGUAACUCACUUCAGAAAAUCUUCACAAUGUUCCUUGCUAAAGCUUUGCUGAGUGGAGCAAGUGGAGGAAGUGGUAGUAGUCGUGGAGGAAGCCUUGCACGUGGCCUUGGAGGGCUCCUGACAGGAGGUGGAGGUGCAGGGAAUAUUGGAGGACUUGUUGGAGGCCUCGUCAACCUUAUAAGUGAAGCGGCAGCUCAGUAUAAUCCAGAGCCACCUCCGCCUCCUCGCAAUCAUUUUACAAAUGUGGAAGCUCAGGAGAGUGAUGAGAUCAGACAAUUCCGUCGCCUGUUUGCCCAGCUGGCUGGAGAUGAUAUGGAAGUGUGUGCCACCGAGCUAAGGGACAUCCUGAACAAAGUCCUUUCCAGACACCAAGACCUGAAGGCGGAUGGCUUCAGCUUGGACACCUGCCGUAGCAUGGUCGCCGUCAUGGACAGCGACACAAGCGGCAAGCUGGGCUUUGAGGAGUUCAAGUACCUGUGGAACAACAUCAAGAAGUGGCAGUAUGUGUACAAGCAGUUCGAUGCUGGCCAGUCAGGCACUGUUGGGAGAGCCCAGCUGCCCAGCGCCCUGAGGGCUGCGGGGUUCCAGCUGAAUGAGCAGCUGUGCCGCGUGGUCGUGCGCAGGUACGCCGCCGAGGACGGCAGCAUGGAUUUCAACAGCUUCAUCAGCUGCCUGGUGCGCCUGGACAGCAUGUUCCGGGCCUUCAAGUCCCUGGACCAAGAUGGAAGUGGGCACGUCAGAGUGACCAUUGAAGACUGGCUGCAGCUGACCAUGUAUUCGUGAAGUGUUUGUGUGGCAGAUACACCUGGAGGACUAUACUGCUCUGCUGCACAGCUGUGGUCUUUGCCUUUAGUCUUUCUAAGGCAGAUGUAGAUAGCAGUAGAUGGCUCUGCUUCCAGUGUAGUGAUUCUUCUUGUGCAUGCAUUAGUCUGCUUUUCUGAGGGGUUUGUGUAGGUUGUUGAUCGGGCAGUUGCGUAAGUUCAGAAAAUCCUAGAUUCUAAGGUUAGGGAAUAUAUUGGAAAGAUCAGAGUUCAGUUAGUUUUUCGUGUAAAGUGGCUUGUAUAUGAGUAUAACUAUUACAUAAAAAAGCUGCUAAGUUUGGUGCUGAUGUUGCUGUUCUGGUUUGUCAGCAGUCACUAAGCUGGAAUAAAGGCUGUUUGCCUGAAGGCAGUCACUGGUAGACUCUUGUGCAGUUAUUUCUAACAAGGGGAACAUUAGAGUUGCAAUAACUGUAGUGAUCAGUGAAUUUACAUAAUCAUUCCAUUUCCUUUCUACUUCUGCUUUUUCAUGCUUGGCUGCUGAAGCAAAACCUCAGUUUUACUGUCAGUUCUAUCUGGUGGCCAGGACAAAAUUGAAGACUUACAUGAGGCUACUUCUGCAAUGAUCUCCUUCCUACAGUUCCAUGAACUAGUCUUUUCUCUCUUUCCUUCAAGCCUAAACAUAGUUAUGAAGCAAACAACUUAAAAUACUACAUUUAUAUUUAGAGAAACUUGAAAUAAUUAUGCAGUCACAUAGCAGACAGAGAGCCAAAGUCAACCUUUGGCUAUCUGAGUGAAAUUUCAUCAGCGUGCAGCAUCCGACUCAAGGUAGUUAUGCAGUAAUGGCUAAGAUGUCAACUUCUGAGUAAAAAAAUUAAAGGAAUAACAUGAACUGUCAAAAGUGCAUUUCUUUGAAUUAAGGAUUACAUUGUUGAUAAAAACGUCUCUUGCACAAAACAGAUUUCUUGGCAAGGCUCUACUGCUUUAAACGAAAAUUGUCUUGGGUGUGUGGGAGCUGGCUGGAAUGUGAAAAGAGGAGUUAAAUUGGCAGCCUGGCACUAGAGGCAGUCUCCAGAUGUGACUCAUGGAGGAAUACCACACAAUACCUGCAGGCCAUCUACAUGUUAAUGGGGUGCUGUGGUGUAGUUUGGUUUGGUCUGUAACUUUCCAUAGCUUCGAUUUCUAAAUCUUGCACUUACACUUUGCAAAUAGUAUUUUUCAAAUUGAUGAGCUAUCCUCCCUGGUAUACUUGCAGAAACCUUUUACUUGAAACUAACUUAUAAUUUGUGCCCAGAUUUUUUUCCUCCUGCACUUUGUUUAAUAGCAAACAGAAAAAUAUUCAUACUAUCCCAGAUAAAAGAGGCCAGUUCCUUCCUCAUGGCAUUCAGCCUCCUCCCAGUUCUUCAGUGGAAAAGCACUCAGUUAUCCAUUAUGCCACGUAGUGCCAUUUGGGCUCUGAGUAACUGGAAAGUGAGCAGGAGGUAAAGUGAUAACCUCCUCUAAAGUAUUGAUGCAGUAGUGCUUUAAGCUUUAUACUGCAUCUGGCUUGCAGUCCCUGUGCAAAUCUAAAUAUACUAUGAUAGUGCAACUUUCUUGUUUUACAAAGUCUAAGAUUUAGUGUAUUAUAUAAAAAAACCAACAACAAAACCCCAGUUACCACAGCAUGCUAUAGGGAAAAUAGUAGCAGAAAGUUGGCUUCCUUAAAGAAAACAAGAGUUGUUAAGGUUACAUUAUGUUUUUGAUUGUGUAGCAUAACUACAAAUAUUAUUUGUAGCAUAUUUGUAGCAUAACCAAAUUCUGUUUUACCAUUUAGAGAACUGGAGCUUAGCUCACACAUUGCUUCCUUAAAAUAUUCUUGGAUACAUAGGCUGCAAACACAGUUAGGUAUGCAUGGAAAGACAAUUGCAAGUGCUUUUUGCUGUGGUGUUACACAAGCACUUCAAGUUUUCCUGUAUUUUCAGUUUAACUUCCAUUUCUUUUCCCAGGCAGCAACCCCAUCAUUUCUCCUUAACCAGAAUGCCAGAGCAUUUGGAAGUUAGCCAGCAUCCUAGAGUUUUGUAGAACUAGUCACAACAUGAUCUUGCAAGCAUAGUAACUUUAUUUUCUACUAAAAUGGCUGGGGUUCUUUCUAUCAGACUGCACUCAGUUUUGAUUACUGAGUUUUCACACUUUAACGAAAAUAAUAUGACCUUUAUUUUGUCUUUUUUCUUGUCAUAUUUCCAUGUGCCACAACUGUGUUAACUUCUUUCAGAAGUUGUUUUUCAUUAAAUUAUUUUAAAGUUUACUUCCCAAUUCUUUUACUGUGAUAAAUAUUCUUAACUUUGAAAAUAAAUUUUCAAAAUAUUCUAAUCACUUCAAACAAUCCUUUUCUAAGAAUACAGUCUGCAAAACUAUCCAAAAAUAAUAUUCUCUGGAACUUUGAACAGUUAUUAUCUGCACUCUUGCUUCAGUUGUUUUUAGACUUUAUAUUUGUAAUGCUACGCUUUAAAACUAGGUUUGAGAAUGACAAUGUGAAGAAAAUGCUGAAAGUCAAACUCUGCAUCACAAUGAGAACACAGAUUUGCAAAUAAAACAAUGUGUAUGAGACAACUUUGUCCUUUUCUAAUGAUUAAAAACUGACAAAAGUUAUAACCCUUAGACAUCCAUGAAAGUAACUUAAAAGUUCAUAUCUUAUUCAUAUCCUUGCUCAAAAGUUUACCUGAAAUUCACAGGUUUCUGAAGUACAAGAUGUUCAAAGUCAAUCAAAAGAUCAAUCAAAAGGAUCAGUUAGACCAUCAAUAUAAAUAAUACAGCAGUUGUCUAUGCAAAAGAGACCUGCAUUGGUUUUGAAUGCUAAAUAAAAUUAUAUCUUAGAAGAUUUAAAUCCUGCAAAAUGUAUAGCUUGAUGAUGACAGGUUAAUAAUAUUGAUUUCAUUAUAUUAUUACACAUAUUUUGUUAAUCAAGAACUGUCUCAAAAUCUAAAUUCAGUUGCUAAAAUCCCUGUUUCAUAGCACCCAAAAUUUUCAAACCACUCUACAGAGCAGCCUUAGUAUUCUCCCCUGACAUAUUGCCCUGUUCAGCAGCAGAAGACCAAGAGCAGAAAGGUUUAGGUUGGUAUGCUCAAGGGGACAUUAGAAGUUGGUAGGAGAGCCGGAAAUAGAAUCUGGUCUGGUCCUUUGCUGCAGAUUUACCCAGCUGACCACCCCUCUCUCACUUGGCUGAAAAAGUUUUGUGUUGCUCUCAUACAUACUUCUUAAGAAAAUGUUUUUCUUGUUGAAAUGCAAAACACUUCAUCCACAAAGGGAACUUUGCUUUACACUUCAGUUUGCUUUUAAAAUGUUUUUGAUGAAUGCCGUUACUGUGAAUAUUCAAAACAAUGUAUUCUUGUCUAUUUGUCAUCUCUAUUAUGCUGUCAUUACCUGCUCUGUGUCCCACCAUCUAAGGUUUGCAGAUGGCUUUUGCCCAGACAGAUGUUUCCCAAAACACUCAAGAAACUUCCAGUAUAGUGACAGAAACAUUACUGACAUAAGCAUAGAUUUCAUCAGGCAUCUGCCAUUCUCCCUGUCUGAAAAUAUAAUGCAUCUUACACAGAAUUAAUCACAAAUCCCAUCAAAGCAAGCUUCAAAAGUUUUGUUGAUGUAGCUUUGUAGUUAACACAUUGAAAUGUUUGUUCAGAUCAGAACUGGAAUUAUUACAGAGGCUGUUCCAAUGAAUUCCUUGUCUUUCUGGCUUAAAAGGUAGGACAGUGCAGUGGCUUCCAAAUAGCAUGUAGGGCAGUGCAUAGGCUUCAGAGGAAAGCUUAAGAUAAACCAGGUAGAUUUAGUUGUCCUUUCACUGACAUAUAUUUUAUUGCUGAAGGUUCAGACUCUAAGCAGCAUCCUUACUCUUGGCCUGUUGAUUCUGGGUUGUGUUGCGUUGGUCUCUGAACUUCAUCAAGUGCCAGUGCUGCAUGCACUGCUACAGUUACCUCAAACGUGGAUUCCAGUUAUUCUCAGAGCCUUCCUGAAGGCCAUGUGCUAAAGAAGAACUUUAAGUUGUUUUAAAUCUUUUUUGUUUGUGUUUUGUUUGUUCAUAAAAUAGAAAUCCAUACCCAGUUUGUAGCUAUUGAAAACAUGUAUAUUGCUACUCCAGCCUUAGCAUUACAGAUUUAGUGAGCUCUUAGGUUUUUUCCCAGGAAGAACAAAAACCUCUAGUAUUGUAAAAUGUCUUAGUGCAUGUGUUGUGUUUGAUUCACAGAAGAGCUUUUAAAGUGAUUUUUGGUAUUAACUAUAACUACUGCCAUGCAUGUUU